AUGGCAGACUCUGGAGCGUUUCUUGAUCAAGACCAGUUCAGCUGUCCCAUCUGUUUGGAACUGCUGAAGGAUCCAGUGGCUAUUCCCUGUGGACACAGUUACUGUAUGGGCUGUAUUAAGGGCUGCUGGGAUCAGGAUGAUCAUACUGGUGUCUACAGCUGUCCCCAGUGCAGGCAGACCUUCACCCCAAGGCCUGUUCUGGGCAGAAACACCAUAUUGGCUGCUAUGGUGGAGAAACUGAAGAAAAUGGGACUCCAAGCUGAUCCUCCUGCUCACUGUUAUGCUGGACCUGGAGACGUGGCGUGUGAUGUCUGCUCUGAGAGAAAGCACAAAGCCAUCAAAUCCUGCCUGGUGUGUCUGGUUUCUUAUUGUGAAACUCACCUCCAGCCUCACUAUGAAUCUCCUCCUCUUAAGAAGCACAAACUGGUAGAAGCUACUGGACACCUGCAGGAGAAGAUCUGCUCUCGUCAUGACAAACUGCUGGAAGUUUACUGUCGUACUGAUCAGCAGUGUAUCUGUCUGCUGUGUACAAUGGAUGAACACAGAGGCCACGACACAGUCUCAGCUGUAGCUGAAAGGACAGAGAAACAGAACCAGCUGGGCAAGACACAGAAGAAAUCCCAGCAGAAAAUCCAGGAGAGAGAGAAGGAGCUGCAGGAUCUGAGACAGGCUGUAGACUCACUCACGCACUCUGCACAGGCAGCAGUGGAGGACAGUGAGAGGAUCUUUACUGAGAUGAUCUGCUCCAUUGAGAGAAGGCGCUCUGAGGUGAAAGAGCUGAUCAGAGAUCAGGAGAAGGCUGCAGUGAGUCAGGCUGAAGGACUCCUGAUGCGACUGGAGCAGGAGAUUGCUGAGCUGAGGAGGAGAGACGCUGAGCUGGAGCAGCUUUCACACACAGAGGAUCACAUCCAUUUCCUCCAGAGCUGUAAUUAUCUCUGUGCUCCUCCUGGACCUGGAGACUUACCCAGCAUCACUUUCAAACAACACUUCUCUUUUGACGCUGUGAGGAAAUCUGUCUCUGAACUGAAAGUGCGACUGGAGGAUGUCUGUAAGGUGGAAAUGGCUAAGAUCUCCAGCCUGGGCAGUGGAGGGGACAUUUCUGGCUCCCUUGCUAAGACAGGAGGGUCCUCUGGAGGGGGAGCUACAGCAGCUGAAAAGCAGAGCUGUCCCAUCUGCAUGAAGUCCAUAAAGAAGAAACAGAGGCUGAUGCGGCUGUGUUAUGAGCCUAGCUAUUUGAAGCGUCUGAUAGAUGCACUCAGAGCCAAAGGCAUCGAAUGA
Molecule: messenger RNA, 1278 nt
Organism: Megalops cyprinoides (Indo-Pacific tarpon)
Lineage: Eukaryota; Metazoa; Chordata; Actinopteri; Elopiformes; Megalopidae
Product: E3 ubiquitin/ISG15 ligase TRIM25-like
Exons: 5
Coding region: 1-1278 (425 amino acids)
Molecular function (GO): zinc ion binding
Source: RefSeq, a predicted model, not a curated record